Molecule: messenger RNA, 2150 nt
Organism: Centropristis striata (black sea bass)
Lineage: Eukaryota; Metazoa; Chordata; Actinopteri; Perciformes; Serranidae
Exons: 3
Coding region: 176-376 (66 amino acids)
Biological process (GO): endoplasmic reticulum unfolded protein response
Cellular component (GO): endoplasmic reticulum
Source: RefSeq, a predicted model, not a curated record
ACUUCCCGUUAGCUCGUCGUGCUAGCCGUUAGCUCCCCAUUAGCUGCCCGCCGACACGGAACCAGCUCCCCGGCAGAGUCUCUCCUUCUCAGCGGGAUCCUCACUGCCUGUUCCGGUCCUCCGUCCUCUCCCGGUCCCGGUCCCGGUCCUGACCUCUGGUCGUGAAUCCUCCAACAUGUCGGCGGUGCAGCGGAUGAAGGUGGCAAACGAGCGGCACAGCAAGACGAUCACCCAGCGGGGACACGUCCAGAAGACCUCGCGGCCUGUGAAUGAGGAGAAGUCUCCGGUGGGUCCGUGGCUGCUGGCACUCUUCGUCUUUGUGGUUUGUGGAUCAGCUAUCUUUCAGAUCAUCCAGAGCAUCCGGCAGGGCAUGUGAUGACCUUUGACCCUGGAGGAGCAAGCCUGUCACAUGAGGGGGGCGGGGCCACGACGCCAUGAUGACCAUACACACACACACACACACACACACACACACACACACACACACCUGUGUUCCUCUCUGUCUGUUUUUUUUUACUGAUGAACUGAUCAGAUAUUGGUUAUUGAUUGGUUAUUGAUUCCUGUUGGUUGUUGUUGUCAGAUGAAGUCUUAAACCUUCUUCCUGUCAGUCUGACGCAGACUUCCUGUGUGUGUGUCUGAGCUGAGAUCAGGCGGGACGGCUCACACCUGUGUGAUGUCACACCUUCCUCUACCUUCACCUGCUGGCAGUGUAACCCGACACUCCCUCUAAAUAUUUCACAAUAAAACUCCAGCCUGCAGCUUCAAAUCACAUCAUCUCUGCUGCAUUCAGAAAACCAUCGAAUCAACAGACCUGACAAAGCAUCAGUUCAGCAUCAUGUUGUAGUUAUUUCAGCACCUUUAGAUCUGUUUAUUCACAAUAAAUCACACAUAAAUCUCUUUUUUUCAGCUUCACACUGAUUAAUACAUAAAAAAAACAUAAAAGUGACCAAAUAACAUGAAAGUGUCACUUAAUUUAUCCCUGAAAUGAUCUAAAUAUUUCAGUGAAUUUUGUGUUAAUUGGUAUUUCAGCCUCUUAAAAAACUUAAACUUUUCAACAUCCAAUCCUUAGAAAGUGAUAUGCAUUGAUUUAUAACUGCUGAACCAGACUCCAUUCAGAAAACCAUUGAUUUAACAGACCUGACAAAGCAUCAGUUCUUUAGAUCCGUUUAUUCACAUUAAAUCACACAUAAAUCUCUUUGUUUUGGGUUCAGACUGAUUAAUGCAUAAACCCUAAAAUUGGCCAAAUAAUAUUAAAGCAUCCCCAAAUGUUAACAUUUAAAUGAUAUGAAUUUUUCAGUUUUUUGUUUUAUUUUAUUUUGCAAUUCGGACUCAUAAAAACACCUUAAACUCUUCAACAGUCCAUAAAAAAAACUCAUUAUAUCCAUAGAUCCAAGUUCGGGUUAAAUUUGGAUUAAGUUCAGGUUUAGUUUGAGUUAAAUUCCGGUUAAGUCUGGGUUACGUUCAGGUUGAAUUCAGUUUAAGAUCGGGUUAAAUUCAGGUUAAGAUCAGGUUAAGUUUGAGUUAAGUUUAUAACUUUGAAUUAACCAGACUCGAGUCAGAAAAGCAUCAUUUUAACAGCUGUGUUCUUGUGUUCUGACAAAGCAUCAAUUAAGCCUCAUGUUGUAGUUAUUUCAGCUCCUUUACAACUGUUUAUUCACACUAAACACAGAUAAAUCUCUUUGUUGUGUUGGUGAAGCAGCAGUCAGCUGAUGAUCAGAUUAUUGAUCGUGGUGCAGUGGUACAGAGGAUACUCGUGACAUUAAAGAGAUAAUAAAUAUUGAUAUGAAGUCAAAAACACACUUCUGAUAAUAUUGUGUGGAUAAUUAAACAUCUCUUUGAUGUUUUUGCCUCAAAAGAAAGAAAUUCUCUGAUGGCUUUAUUUUAUUUCAGAUAUCGCAAUAUCGUCAUGGCAGGCUUUUAUUGUGAAAUAUGUACAGGAAGUGUUGGGUGACAGCAGUCAGGUGAUUUAUUAUGAUCUGAAUAAUCAAAUUAAUAAAUCUAAUUCAAACUGGAUUAAAUGACCUGAGAUCAGCUGUUUGAACAGGAAGUGCAGUGCAGACUGUCAAAUAUUAAGCUCUGCUCUCAGCUCAGCCGUUUGCCGGACGCCUCGCUCUGCUUUUCUACAAAAUAAACCGCAGAUAUUUUCUCUA